GUCACUCGUGAAAGAUGAUGCUGACUGAAAUGUUUUACAGCUACUGACGUAAUUUGGCGUGGUGCGAUUACUGAGCGACAUGGAUGAGCGUUGCAACAUCGUGGCAGCGUUUUAGUACACCCCGCAAGACUUGAAGUCUGACUAACACGAAAUCAUGCACAUUGAUGUAAAUAUAACUGGAUUAUUUCAUUCGCAUCCUUGUUAGGAUAAUCUUAGUUCAUUGCCAAUGAAAACAUGGAGUACUGGGGCCAAUGUGAGGGACUUUUUGACAAAAAAAUACAACUAUCUUCCCCAAGAAAGUCUUGAAAAAUACACUAUUUAAAAAAAAAAAAAAAGUACUAUUAUUGAUUUUUUUCUUUUUGAGAAGAAUGUAACAUUUUUGUAACAUUAUUUUUGAAAGAAAUAACUAUUUUUUGAAUGUUCUAGGAAAAAUGUAAUUUUUUUCUCGGGGGGGGGGGGGAAACUUGCCUAUAAAAUUAGUUUUUUUUUUUUUUUUUUUUUUGGUGGUGGUAAUCAAAAAAGACUAUUACAGCUGCUGUUUGGAUAAAAUAUAAUCUAAUUCUCGUAAUGUAACAUUUUAGUUAAUAUCCAUCUAUCCAGCCAUCCAUUUUCUUCUGCUUUUCCGAGGUCGGGUCGUGGGGGCAGCAGCUUGAGAAGCGAAGCCCAGACUUCCAUCUCCUGAGCCACUUCGUCCAGCUCUUCCAGGGGGAUCCGGCGGCGUUCCCAGGCCAACCGAGAGCCGUAGUCUCUCCAGCGAGUCCUGGGUCGUUCCCUGGGGCCUCGUCCCUGUGGGACGUGCCCGGACUUUACAGCCGUAAAGGAGGCAUCCGAAGCAGAUGCCCGAGCCACCUCAUCUGGCUCCUCUUGAUGCGGAGGAGCAGCAGCUCGACUCUGAGCCCCUCCGGGAUGACCGAGAUUAUCACCCUAUCUCUACGAGAGAGCCCGGAUACCCUGCCGAGGAAACUAAUUUCGGUCGCUUAUAUCUAGGAUUUUGUUCCUUCGGUUAUGACCCACAGCUUGUGACCAUACGUGAGGGUAGGAAUGUAGAUCAACCGGUAAAUUGAGAGCUUUGCCUUUCGGCUCAGCUCCUUCUUCACCACGACAGACCGAUUCAGAGUCUGCAUCACUGCAGAGUCUGCACCGCUCCGCCUGUCGAUCUCCUGCUCCAUUCUUCACUCACUCGUGAAUAAGACCCCAAGCUGCUUGAACUCCUCCACUCACCGCAGGAUCUCCUCCCUUACCCAGAGAGGGCACUCCACCCUUUUUCGACUGAGGAACAUGGCCUCAGAUUUGGAGGUGCUACUUUUAAUCCCACCCGCUUCACACUCUGCUGCAAACCGUUCCAGCGAGAGUUUGAGAUCACGGCUUGAUGAAUCCAGCAGAACCACAUCAUCUGCAAAAAACAGCGACGUGAUACUGACGUCAUCAAACCAAACUCGCUCAACACCCCGGCUGCAUCUACAAAUUCUGUCCAUAAAGGUAAUGAACAGAAUUUGUGGGAGAGUGCAGCCUUGGCGGAGUCAAACGCUCACUGGAAACGAAUCCGACUACUGCGGGCAAUCCGGGCCAAACUCUUGACACCGGUCGUACAGGGACCGAACAGCCUGUAUCAGGGGGUCUGGUACCCCAUACUCCCAAUGCACCCUCUACAGGACUCCCCAAAUGAGACGAUCAAACGCCUUCUUCAAGUCCACAAAACACAGUUGGGGGAAAUGCCAUGUGCACUCGAGAACCCUGCAGAGGGUGUAGAGCUGGUCCACUGUUCCCCGCCCAGGAUGAAAACCACACAGCUCCUCCUGAAUCUGAGAUUCGACUUCCCAACAGAAGUCUCCAGAACCUCCGAAUAGACUUUACCGGGGAGGCUGAGGAGUGUGAUCCCCCUACAGUUGUAACACACCCAGGGGCACCACCACCCCGGUCUGCCAAUCCAAAGGCACUGUCCUCGAUGUCCAGAUGAUGUUGCAGAGGUGUGUCAACCAGGACAGCCCCACAACAUUCAGAGCCUUAAGGAACUCAGGGCAGAUCUCAUCCACCCCCUGGGCCUUGCCACCGUGGAGCUUUUUAACCACCUCGGUGACAUCAAUCCUAGAGAUAGAAGAACCCACCUCAGAGUCCCCAGACUCUGCUUCCUCAUGGGAAGGCGUGUUGGUAGAAUUGAGGAGGUCUUCGAAGUAUUUGUCCCAGCGGCCAUAAUGUCCUGAGUUGAGGUCGGCAGCGCACUGUCUCCACUAUACACAGUUUUGAUGUUGCACUGCUUCCCCCUCCUGAGAUGCCGGACUGCGGACCACAAUUUCCUCAAAGCCGUCCGGAAGUCAUGUUCCAUGGCCUCAUCGAACUCCUCACACAAAUGAGUUUUUGCCUCAGCGGCCACCAAAGCUCUGUUCCGCUUGGUCAGCUGGUACCCAUUAGCUGCCUCCUGACUCCCACAGGCUAAAAAUGCUCGAUAAGACGACACCUUCAGCUUGACAGCAUCCCUUACCGCUGGUGACCACCAACGGGUUUGGGGAUUGCCGCCACGACAGGCACCGCCAAUGCUCCGGUCGCCCGCCUCAACAAUGGAGGCACGGAACAUGGUCCACUCGGACUCUGGCCCCCGCCUCCCCAGGGACUAGGGCAAAUUUCUGUCGGCGGUGGAAAUUGAAGCUCCUUGUGAUAGGCGACUCUGCCAGACCUUCCCAACAGACCCUCACAAUACGUUUGCGUCUGCUAGGUCAGACCGGCAUCUUCCCCCGCUAUCGGGGCCAACUCACCAUCGGGUGCUGAUCAUUUGACAGCUGCGCCCCUCUCUUCGCCCGAGUGUCCAAGACAUGCAGGUUCAAAUCCGAUGACACGACCGCAAAGUCGAUCAUCGGACUGCGGCCUGGGACAUCCUAGUGCCAAUGUACACGUGUACACUUAUGUAGAGCCGGAGCCCAAACUGUGUGUGGAGGUGAGCCCGACUAUCUUGUCAGAAUUUCCUCCCAUGUUUCAGAAACAUGUAGGUUAGGUUGAUUGAAAACUCCAAAUUUUCAAUCGGUGUGACUAAAUGUUUUAUUUUUUUUUAGAGUUUGUCUAUGUGCCCUGUAAUUGGCCGGUGAUGAACCCCGCCCAAAGUCAGCUGGGACAGGCUCCAGCACACCUAGGAGGAUAAGUGCAAUAGAAGACGGAUGGAUAAAGAACUUUUAUUUUUUUUAAUCUUGAAAUUAUGCAACUGUUACUUGGGCUAAAAAAUUUACAUCUUGAAUGAAUGAAAUAUAAUUAUUUGAAAAAAAUACAACCUUGUUGACAGGUUAAGACUGUUUUCUUCAACAUAACCACAUUUUCUCUUUGAAAAAUGUGACUUUUUAAUCAAAACGUUAAAAAAAAAUUUAUUUAUUUUUUUCCCCCCCCUUCUUCCUUUUCGGUGUGGCCCUAAUACUCCUCCGUAAAAUAGCAACUUUCCUUUUUGGAAAAUAAUAAAAAGAUCACCCCUUUGAGUGCCAGAAUAAAUUUUUUAAAGCCUAAUAAUCCUCAAAAGAUUUUCUUUUGAAAUUGUCAUGUUUGUCAGAACUAUAUCCAUCCGUUGGAAUAGCAAUAGGAAGCCAGGCUGUGCUGGAAGAGUAAUUAUUGUCAACUGUUCUUUCAACAUUGAGUAUUCUCUCUGGCAAGAGAGUCUAUCUUUUGUUAGUCUUUACAAUCUUAGCUCACAUUGUGUUGCACUUCAGUUUUCUUUGAGGUUCUUGUCACCCUCCCACGAUCGUGCCAAAAUGGCGGUACUCAUUUGGAGGGCUAAUUAACGAGCUAAUUAACCUUUCCCCGACGCGUUCCAAUGGGGUCCGGCGGAGUUUGACAAUCGAAAUCCCUGUUGUCUGCGCUCGCUUUCAAAGCGCAAAACGAUGAAGCCAUUCGAGUACACAGUGGAGCUCCUUAGCCAUAUUUGGUACUGUUUAUAAAACCAACCCUUGGCAAGAAAAAGCUAUGAAUGUAAUUACGAGUAUUCAAUUAGUGUGUGAGCUUGUUUAUUUGUUAAUUUUCCCCUCGAUGGAGCUGAGGUUUUGUCAUUUUUCUGCGACGUAAUGUUGACACUUGCACUUAAAGCAACUCUCUUGUUUUCUUUCCGCUUGAUUCCAGUUUGCAUUGCAAGAGAUGUUUGCGCUCAGCUUUUUGGGUUGCCACGGUUACUAGCCUUUCGCAAAAUUAAGAAAUGGGGUUCUAUCGGAGUCCAAUGCAUCGUUACAGCUGCAAAGCCGGUCUGAAUGUGUUUGAUUUUAGAAAUGUUUGCGCAAGGGGUGAAGCCACCAUGAAUCAGCAUUGACUGAUGGAACUGUUAAUCGUGUGUGCGUGUCGGUGCGUGUUUCAUUCAGGAGCUGGCAUGUGAUUGUUUCUGUAACAAACUUGCACAGUGUUGACUUUUUGUAUCAAGACUUGACAAAGAUACAUUUCCUAAGCAGACAUUUGAAUGAAUUAUCUUCAUCUUUAGCUUGGAGAAGUCACUGAAUGACCUUUCCCCCCCCCCCACCCCGUCACCAUUUCUGGGUUUUUAUCCACUCUUGGCUUUUGUAAGCACGCAUUUUUCUCAGUCUAUUCUGUGCCGUAACAUGCAUUAAAAUUGAUAUAUGAAAGAAGCAUUGUGACACUUUAAAAUGAAUAUUCAUCUUAACGACUUGUGUGACGGUUGAUGCCACUUCACUUUUUAUACUUGGGCAACUUUGUCACUGUCAUGUUUCAGCACAAUGGUUAAAUUUGUUACUUCCUUUUUUCUUUUUCUUGCUCUACCUAUAUUAGGCUUCAAUAACAAAUACAGUAGUCAGGUCAACAACAAUGUUAGGAAAAAAAGUCAAUUUUACACAACGUUACACUGGAAUUUUAAGAGAAUAGCCGUAGUGUUACAAUAAAGUGGAAGAAAGUCGUAUUUUAUGUGAGCCGUAACUGCGUAAGAUGUAAUGUUUUAAGCAUGGAUUUUAAGAAUAAUGAUCAUUUUGAGACGCACAAAUGUUACAAAGUAAUUUUAUGAACAAAAGUAUAAUGCUGGAAUUAUGAGUCUAAAGCUGUUAUGUGAAAGAAGUUGUACUUUUACGAGGCUAAAGCUGUAAUGUUAAAAGGAAAAAAAGUGAAUUCUAUGUGAAACAAAGUUGUAAUUGUAUGUCAAUAUUUUAAGAGUAUGUAAAAAAAAAAAAAAAAAAAAAAAAAAAGUCAAUUUUACUUAUAUGAGCCAUUUCAAGCACAUCAGAAUUUUAUGACGUGUAAUUUUGAGAGACAAAUUGGAAUGUGAUAAAAAAUCCAUUGUAUGCGCAAAAGUCAACAAUAGAAAAUUAGAAUAAUCUGUCAUCAUUUGAUCAUGUUGGACUUCCAAGACAAUACAGCCAUAAUGUGUCAGAAGAUACAUACUUUUACGUGACUAAAGCUGUGAUGUUAGGAUUUUAAAAAAUAAAUAAAAUAACCAGAGUAAUGUAAUUUCGAGACCAAGUCCAAAUAAGAGAAUUAUCAGAAAGUUGUAAUAUUACAUACGUAACUGUGCGCAGUGGCGUCGCUAGGCUGGGGCUUCAGCCCCCCAUAAAAUGUUCUUCAGCCCCCACCCCCCAAAAAAAGGAUUUGGUUGUUUGUGGUUAGGCCAAUUUUGGGGGCCCCUGCAAAAAAAAAAUUCUCAAGCCCCCCAAAUGAUUUAAGUUUUUGUUCUUGUUUUUUUAUUUUUUAUUUUUAUUUUUUUAAAUCCUCAUAACUUUAUAACCGUUUUCUCGUACCCUUGCAUUUUUCUUCCUUUUCCACGUGGCCUUAUUACUUCUUUGUCCUACUCAGUCAGUUGAAUUAACAUCAUGUAAAUAGUGGAAAUGUAUCCUUUUAUAGGAGCCUAAUGAGUAUUGAAUGAGGUCAGUGCCGCUGUUGAGGCAGGAAGUUGAUGCGGUUGGCCAAGCAGACCAAGGAGGGGAAGCGGUUCGCUUUUCUUUUUCUUUCUUUUUUUUCUUCCUCCAGUUACUGUAUUCAUUAGACUGAAAUCCGCUGGAAAACGAAUGUGAAACCAAAGAGCAUCUCGUCAGUCAGGAAUCGGCUUCCGACGCCAGCGUGAGCCAACUCGACGAUGGCGGUUGGCUCGCGUUUGGAUCCCGGGACGGGCCAGAAGGCGGGUGAGGCCCGGGGAUCGUCCCGGCCGGUCCUCCUGCUCGCGCUGGCGGUCAUCACCUCGUCCUCUCUGUCGGCGCUGUCCUUGUACCAGCUGGUGGUUCUCAGAGAGGAGGUCGAGGGCCUGAAGUCUGAGGCGUGUCGCAGGAGGGACGAAAGGCAGGAGGCCGAACAUGGAGGGCAGAAUAUUAGUGACGGGAGAGGCAGCCAGACAGAUUCGCAACACACAUUCAGCCUGAUGAGGAGGAGGAGGACGGUCUCUGGACCAGACGCAUCAGUUUCGCAGUCUUGUCUCCAGUUGUUGGCGAACAAGAGCAGGAAAAUCUUCAGGAAAGAUUUUGCCCUGGAGCCGUACACGGGCAUCCCCUGGCAGACUGGCCUGAGGAGAGGGUCUGCCCUGGAGGCGGUCGGAGACAACAUACUGAUCCGAGAGGAGGGCUUCUACUUUGUCUACAGUCAGGUCUAUUACAUGGACAGCAGGUUUGCAAUGGGCCACGUUGUGAUCCGCAGGAAGAGGACGGUGGUGGGCGACGAGGCUCAGCACGUGAUCCUGUUCCGCUGCAUCCAGAGCAUGGACAGCGUGUACCCUUACAACACGUGUUACACAGGAGGUGUCGUGAAGCUGGAGGUCGGCGACCAGUUGGAGCUGCUGAUCCCCAGGUCCGCUGCCAACGUGUCCCUGGAUGGAGACGCCACGUUCGUGGGCGCCGUCAAGCUGGUUUAAAGCCCGUCGCCUCACGUGAGAGCAGAGGGAGCUGUAUCCUGGCGACUUUCGAUGCUGGAAGAGACAAUUUUGCACUCCAUAAAUGAGGGACUCCGACUAUUUCGCCGCAAACUACAAUGGUGGCUCGUCUCUGAAAUAUAUUAUGCAUCUGCAGCUGUAUUGCGCUUAUCAUUAUUUACCAUUAAAAGUCAGAAGUUUUUUCUCUA
Phycodurus eques (leafy seadragon) is the source of this 7005-nucleotide messenger RNA. RefSeq names its product TNF superfamily member 13b (gene tnfsf13b). Gene Ontology annotation, cellular component: membrane. The transcript has 6 exons. Lineage: Eukaryota; Metazoa; Chordata; Actinopteri; Syngnathiformes; Syngnathidae. Gene Ontology annotation, biological process: immune response. The record is from RefSeq and is a predicted model, not a curated record. Gene Ontology annotation, molecular function: tumor necrosis factor receptor binding; receptor ligand activity. Bases 6035 to 6799 code for a protein of 254 amino acids.